GGUAGACCAUGUGACGUACGCGGCUGACGGAAGCCCGGCCGAACGCGCAGCCUACAAUACAAACUCAAAUACCACGAGGUAGCUAUUGUGAAGCAGCAUUUCCCGACGUUUUCUCAUGAGGCUAUGAAUGUUUUGCGGUGUUGAUACUGUUUGCGCCAUAUUCGCCUACUAUGUACUGACAAGGCGCAUGCGACACAGCGGCAAGGCUUGUCAGAUCGGCACCAAGCGCUUGGCUGGGCCAUGGAAGCGGCGUCAAGGCGAAUCGUCUCGUAAUAGAGGCACCGCCACGCCCUGCGGAUCUUCCAUCAGGGCACACACAAGUCCUGUUGGCUGCAGGCUUUUAGCCCCGGAAAUGUCGGCGGCUGCCCAUGUUCGUUACGUGGGCAGCUGCACUAAGGGCCACAGGAUCCGUAACAAUUCCAGACUUGACCUCAUCAUACGCGUCGUCAUCACAAGGCUCGAACGCCCCCUUCGCCGACUAGAGCCUACCCGCCUGCGCCUCUGCUACAUAUUGGCUUUAUCCCUAGUCGCUCUCCAGUCGUCCUUCCCCUGUUGCUAUUGUUUCCCUGUUGUCCACUAUUCUCGUGUGCUUGUACAACGCUUCGCUCUCUGCGACUUCAACUGCAAUCUCAAACACGAUUCAUAGCUGCCUUCUCUCAGCUCCGACCACUCGCGCGUCAGGUUUCACCAAGCCACACCAGAGACUG
Molecule: messenger RNA, 707 nt
Organism: Alternaria alternata
Lineage: Eukaryota; Fungi; Ascomycota; Dothideomycetes; Pleosporales; Pleosporaceae
Exons: 1
Coding region: 128-646 (172 amino acids)
Source: RefSeq, a predicted model, not a curated record